UGUUGGGAAGUCAGGAGCUAGAGCUCUCUUCAGCCUCACUAGCCAGCUUUGUCUCAGCUCAGAGGCCAUGCCUCCUUCCCUGCCACUCUUGGCUCUCAGCCUCUCCUUAACUCUGGCCUUGGGCCAGACAUUCCAAUUUCAAGAACAUGCCUUUCUCCAAUUUCUGGGUCUAGACAAGGUGCCUUCACCUCAGAAAUUCCAACCCGUGCCUUAUAUCUUGAAGAAAAUUUUCCACGAUCAAGAGACAGCAGCCACCAUUGGGAUCUCACGAGAUCUAUGCUACGUAAAGGAGCUGGGAGUCCAGGGGAACAUACUUCGACUUCUCCCAGAUCAAGGUUUCUUUCUUUACUCCAAGAACCUUCCCCAGGCCUCCCCUUGCCUACAGAAGCUCCUCUACUUCAACCUGUCUGCAGUUAAAGACGAGGAGCGGUUAACGAUGGCCCAGCUGGGCCUGGACUUGGGGCCCAACACUUACUAUCACCUGGGGCCAGAUUUGGAAUUGGUUCUGUCCCUGGUCCAGGAGCCUCACGUGUGGGACCGGUCCAUUCCUAAGCCGGGUAAAAUGUUUGUAUUGCAGUCAGUACCAUGGCCUCAAGGUGUCCUUCACUUCAACCUGUUGGAGGUGGCUAAGGAUUGGAGUAAUAACCCUCAGAAGAACUUAGGCUUGUUCCUAGAGAUACUGGUCAAAGGACAGAGAGACUCUGGGGUGAAUUUUCAGCUUGAGGACACCUGUGCCAGACUGAGAUGUUCUCUUCAUGCUUCCCUGCUAGUUGUGACCCUCAACCCUAAGCAGUGCCACUCUUCUUCCCGAAAAAGGAGGGCAGCCAUCCCUGCCCCUAAAGUUUCUUGCAAGAACCUCUGCCAUCGUCACCAGCUAUUCAUCAACUUCCGGGACCUGGGUUGGCACAAGUGGAUCAUUGCUCCCAAGGGGUUCAUGGCAAAUUACUGCCAUGGAGAUUGUCCUUUCUCACUGACCACUUCCCUCAACGGCUCCAAUUACGCGUUCAUGCAAGCACUGAUGCAUGCGGUUGACCCAGCGAUUCCCCAGGCUGUCUGUAUUCCCACCAAGCUGUCUCCCAUUUCCAUGCUUUACCAGGACAAUGAUGACAAUGUCAUUCUACGUCAUUAUGAAGACAUGGUAGUUGAUGAAUGUGGGUGUGGGUAGGCUGUCGGAAAUAGGAAUCCAAGGAGUGUUCUUAGGGUAAAGCUUUUAAUAAAACUACCUACCUGGUUUAUGAGCUGUUGGAUAUGAAAUAUCAAUA
Messenger RNA from Myotis lucifugus (little brown bat), 1262 nucleotides. RefSeq names its product growth differentiation factor 3 (gene GDF3). Gene Ontology annotation, cellular component: extracellular region. The transcript is spliced from 2 exons. The record is from RefSeq and is a predicted model, not a curated record. Gene Ontology annotation, molecular function: cytokine activity; growth factor activity. Lineage: Eukaryota; Metazoa; Chordata; Mammalia; Chiroptera; Vespertilionidae. Gene Ontology annotation, biological process: SMAD protein signal transduction; BMP signaling pathway. Bases 68 to 1165 code for a protein of 365 amino acids.